UAUACAUGCAAGUAAUCAUCUUUUGCAAACCCAGAACUGAAAUUUCUUCAUUUUUUUUUCAUUUUUGUUCUUGCAAAAUCUGUCUCCAAGUUAAAUGGACGAAUCUCGGCGAAUGUGCAUGGGAAUGUCAACUACCCAAUCUCUUCCUCGACGAAAUUCUAUGGAAAAUUCCAUUUUUUCAAUGAACCGUGUCACCAUGGAGAUGCAUGAUCACAAUCUCGAUGUAGAUGACUUCUCUGACGUCUUCGGCGGCCCACCACGGAGUGUUCUUUGCCGGAAGUUGUCCGGCGACUUCACCCGGUCGACAUCCUUUUACGAAGAGGUUUUCCACCCACCGGAGUUCAUUGCAUCUCGUUCAAUGAAGGACGGCAGGAGUCUACCCCCGUUUAAGAUUCCGGCGAGAGAGGAAGGGUUCUACAGUGACAUUUUUGGGUCGGUUGAUGAUCAUUUGCGGUGGAGGGAGAGGUCAAGGUCGAAUUCGAAGGCGAAGUCAAACUCAUCGUCGGUGCUGAGUUCCGAGGAGCUGAGCCCUCUCCGGCCGGUGGUAGGAGAUGAUGUUGGUUUGUCGUCUUUUGCUUCAAAGCUCAGGUGCAGGCCAAUUAAUGUUCCAUGCAGAUGGAACUCAACAACAAUGGUGGCAGAUGAGGAAGCUGCAAGGCAACAAGGGAUGCCGGCAUUUCCAAGCAGCCGUUCUUUCUAUAACAAAAAUCUUUACGUGGAAAACGAAUACGAAAACUUGAUGAGAAGCUCAUCAAAUAAUCAUGGAUUCAGUCGUCGUGCAACUUCCCCAGAAAUUAUAAGCUUGGAACUCCAUUCUUUUCGAAGUGUCAAAUUAUCAGCCGAUGAUUUUGAGUUCAAUUCUCCUUCUUCCCCUGCCUCUUCACUUUGUCAUGAACCAGUCAGAGCGCCUGGUGAUUCAUUGCAUCAAGAAGAAGAAGAUGAAGUUAUGAGUUCCUAUUUCAUUGAGAUCAAUUCUGAUCUUAGAGAGAGUAGUGGUGAAGCAGUUUCGAUCGAUGAAGCGAUUGCUUGGGCGAAGGAAAGAUACAAUACUCGAACUACUUCUGAGAAAACCCAGUCAACUGAAACCGAAGGAAGGUCUACUUCACAUGAAUCAUUUGACCUUCAAAUGGAUGGCCAUGGAACAAUGCAAUCUCCAAAGGAAGAUGAAGAAAAGAAAUCGAAAGCAAAAGGAGAAAAAGAGAUAUCAGAAGAACAUAUUAAAAUGGAUAUUAUGGAUGAUGAAGUAAAGCUUUGGUCAUCCGGGAAUGAAAAUAACAUGCAAUUUCUCCUUUCAACACUUCAUCAAAUUCUAUGGCCAAGUAGUGGUUGGAACAUGAUCCCAUUAACAAGUCUUAACGAAAGCUCACAAGUGAAAAAAGCUUAUCAGAAAGCUAGGCUAUGUCUUCACCCAGACAAAUUGCAACAAAGAGGUGCAACCCUUUCACAAAAAUAUGUUGCAGAGAAGGCCUUCACCGUCCUCCAGGAUGCAUGGGCUGCUUUCAUCUCCCAAGAUGUCUUCUUCAACUAGUCCAAAACUCCGGGGAUCUCGUAACCUUUCUGGGAAACUUGAUACAAACAAAGAGUCCCUGGAUUGAGAAGAUUGAGGGGUCUGUUUAAAGGCCUGUUAUGGUUAGAACUGAAAUUAUAUAUAUGUACAUGCAAGAAUUUUGUAUGUUUGUUUGAUGCCUACAUUCUACCUUUCUAAUUCAUCCACCACGAUAUAAUAACCAUAAAAUCAA
Hibiscus syriacus is the source of this 1739-nucleotide messenger RNA. RefSeq lists its product as uncharacterized. The coding region runs from base 95 to 1528 and encodes 477 amino acids. Gene Ontology annotation, biological process: clathrin coat disassembly; clathrin-dependent endocytosis. NCBI's taxonomy places the organism in Eukaryota, Viridiplantae, Streptophyta, Magnoliopsida, Malvales, Malvaceae. The record is from RefSeq and is a predicted model, not a curated record. Gene Ontology annotation, molecular function: clathrin binding. Gene Ontology annotation, cellular component: cytoplasm; vesicle; intracellular membrane-bounded organelle. The transcript has 7 exons.